Emiliania huxleyi CCMP1516 is the source of this 1455-nucleotide messenger RNA. RefSeq lists its product as hypothetical. The transcript is spliced from 4 exons. Gene Ontology annotation, biological process: carbohydrate metabolic process; N-glycan processing. The record is from RefSeq and is a predicted model, not a curated record. Lineage: Eukaryota; Haptophyta; Isochrysidales; Noelaerhabdaceae. Gene Ontology annotation, molecular function: calcium ion binding; mannosyl-oligosaccharide 1,2-alpha-mannosidase activity. Gene Ontology annotation, cellular component: endoplasmic reticulum; membrane. The coding region runs from base 1 to 1245 and encodes 414 amino acids.
AUGCUGGCUGCCGCCGCCGCCGUAGCUGGUGCGCUGCCACCCAUGCCGGACAGCCUCGCCGAGGCGGCGAACGCCGUCCGCGAGGAGGGCCGCUCGACCUGGGCAGCCUACUACAAGCACGCACGCGGCUUCGACUCGCUCAGGCCCCUCUCGCACCGCGGCGUCAACGACUGGGGCUCCGUGGGCAUGAUGGCGAUCGACUGUUUGGACACCCUCUGGCUGAUGAACCUGACGGCCGAGUUCAAGCAGGCGCGCUCGAUCGUCGAGGAGAUUGAUUACACGCCCGCCGGCCGCGAGGCGCGGUCGGUCUCGACUUUCGAGAUGACGAUCCGCGGCCUGGGCGGGCUGCUCUCCGCGCAUGCACUUUCCGGCGACAGGCUCUUCCUCCGCAAGGCGGAGCAGCUCGGGGAGGCGCUCAACACGGCCUUUGUGCCUGGCCGCUUCCCGCUGCCUUCCUCGAGCGGCGGCGCCCACCCCACCGGCCGCGUCUCCCUCGGCGCUAUGGGCGACUCCUACUACGAGUACCUCGCAAAGACGGCCAUCCUCGACCCGCGGCUGCGCCCGACGGCGGGCGCGAUGUUCAAAGCGGCGCUGCUCGAGAUAGAGCAGCAGCUGCUCGUGCCGAGGGAGCACGGCCGCACCUUCCUCGCCGAGGAGAGCGCGUACACCUCCCUCGACGACGUGUACGCACAGCCGUCGAGGCGGCGGGACGACAUGCCCACCUUUUGGCUCGCCGAGACGCUAAAGUACCUCUUUCUCAACUUUGCCCCUCCGACCCUCCUCCCGCUAGACGGGUGGGUCUUCAACACGGAGGCGCACCCGCUGCGCAUCUUCCCGCGCGGCGCCGAGGCGGCGGGCGCCGCCGCCGCCGCCGCCGCCGCCGCCGCCGAGCAAGCCAAAGUCGCGUCGCUCGUCGCGCAGCUGCAGGGGCAGGAGCAGGCGGCGCUCGAGCAGAUGAGGGCGCGCGCGGCGCAGAGGCAAGCCCGGCUCGCCCCGAAAAGCGCCCGCCGCUACGUCGGCCGCAGCCAGAGCCCCUUCUCCAGCCGCUGGGCAAAGCGCGCCGGCAGCCGGGCCCCGGAGCGGAGAGCCUCGCUGCGCGAAGAGCGGAAGGGGCGGAUGCUGGAGAUCGAGGAGAAGCUGAGGCGCGUGCACGGCGCCACCCGGGACAGCUCUGAGCACGUGCUCAAGGCGCCUUCUCGCGCAGGGGCGCGGCUGCGCCAGUCGCCCAGCCAGACCUCCACGUGAGAGUUGUGGCGUGGACUGCGGCGUGUCUCCGCGAGUUGUUGACGACGGGGGCGAGGAUGGAGCUGCAUAUUGCCCAUUGUGUACUCACACCACUACACUGUGGGGUGUGCCCGAGCAUGAUGUAUGUGCGCGUCUGUGUGUGUGUGGGACAGACGUUGUUCUCCUAUGCGCGGGGCUUCCCGCGGGGACCGAAGACGUAACAGCAGCAGC